CAGGAGAAUUGUACCCAGUGCCAUGGACGAAGGAAGUCUUGACAUGCCUCAUAUCGAUGGAGAGGGCCAAUGAUGCUGGACCAAAUGGCGAUGAUGUGGCCCGCGGCUUUGUACAGGUUUGCUGUGUAGCGCUUUUCACUGGAACCAUGAUCAGGAGAUGGGCAGAGCUCCCAUUUACUCCCAGUAUCUGCAUUCUGUCCAUCUUUCUACUGUACACUUCACGUCACAUUUCGCACCAGGAUGUCAUUCAGUUUCUCCUUGAUAUUUGAUCUCUGAACGCUCAGUUUUGCUUGCUGCAGGUCCUAUUGCGACUCCACGAAGAAAUGAAGCCGAGAGAAGUUAAAUAAUGUGGAUAGAGGAAGGAUAGGCCCUAAAUAUCGUUGAUUUCUCCAAGAGCUCCC
Molecule: messenger RNA, 401 nt
Organism: Guyanagaster necrorhizus
Lineage: Eukaryota; Fungi; Basidiomycota; Agaricomycetes; Agaricales; Physalacriaceae
Exons: 2
Coding region: 57-269 (70 amino acids)
Source: RefSeq, a predicted model, not a curated record